Sciurus carolinensis (gray squirrel) is the source of this 3050-nucleotide messenger RNA. It is a transcript of the gene Fpgt, whose product is annotated as fucose-1-phosphate guanylyltransferase. Gene Ontology annotation, molecular function: transferase activity, transferring phosphorus-containing groups. The record is from RefSeq and is a predicted model, not a curated record. The transcript has 4 exons. NCBI's taxonomy places the organism in Eukaryota, Metazoa, Chordata, Mammalia, Rodentia, Sciuridae. The coding region runs from base 35 to 1819 and encodes 594 amino acids.
UGCAGUGCUGCGCGGGCUCCGGAAAGGUGGGGCCAUGGCAAGUGCUAGGGUCCCUGUAGAUGUAACUCUGCGAGAAGCCAUCCAGCGAAAAUUGCGGAGAUUUUCAAAACUGAGAGGCAAACCUGUGGCAGCUGGAGAAUUCUGGGACAUAGUUGCAAUAACAGCAGCUGAUGAAAAGCAGGAACUUGCUUAUAGGCAACAGCUGUCAAAAAAGCUGAAAAGAAAGGAAUUACCCCUUGGAGUUCAAUAUCAUGUUUUUGUUGAUCCUGCUGGAGCCAAAAUUGGAAAUGGAGGAUCAACACUUUGUGCUCUUCGAUGUUUGGAAAAGCUAUAUGGAGACAAAUGGAAUUCUUUUACUAUCCUGUUAAUUCACUCUGGUGGCUACAGUCAACGCCUUCCAAGUGCAAGUGCCCUGGGGAAAAUUUUUACUGCAUUACCACUUGGUAACCCCAUUUACCAGAUGUUGGAAUUAAAACUAGCCAUGUACAUUGACUUUCCCCGACGUAUGAAUCCUGGUAUUCUUGUAACCUGUGCAGAUGAUAUUGAACUUUAUAGUAUUGGAGAAUUUGAGUAUAUUAAGUUUGAUAAACCUGGCUUUACUGCUUUAGCUCAUCCUUCUAGUGUGACGGUAGGUACCACACAUGGAGUAUUCGUCUUAGAUCCUUUUAAUUCUUUAAAACAUAAGGAACUUGAAUACACAUGUUGCCAUUGUUUUCUUCAUAAGCCCAGCAUAGAAAAGAUGCAUCACUUUAAUGCUGUGUUUCGACCUGGAAAUUUUUGUCAACGGGAGUUUGCUAUGGGUGACACUCCCUAUCUCCAAUUAGACUCUGAGUAUGUCUAUACAGAUAGCGUAUUUUAUAUGGAUCAUAAAUCAGCAAAAAAGUUACUUGCUUUUUAUGAAGAAAUAGGCACACUGAACUGUGAAAUAGAUGCCUAUGGUGAUUUUCUGCAGGCCUUAGGACCUGGAGCAACUAUAGAGUACACCAAAAAUACAUCAAAUGUCACUAAAGAAGAAUCAGAAUUGGUAGAUAUGAGGCAGAGAAUAUUUCAUCUUCUUAAAGGAACAUCACUAAAUGUUGUUGUUCUUAAUAACUCCAGAUUUUAUCACAUUGGAACAACUGAAGAAUAUUUAUUUCAUUUUACUUCAGAUAAUAGUUUGAAGUCAGAGCUUGGCUUCCAAUCCAUAGCUUUUAGCAUCCUUCCAGAUACUCCACCAUGCUCAGGUAAAGCAUACUGUAUCAUUCAAAGUAUAUUGGAUUUAAGAUGUUCUGUGGGAGCUGGCUCAGUUAUAGAGUAUUCCAGAUUGGGACCUGAUGUGUUUGUUGGGGAAAACUGUUUUAUUAGCAAUUCUUAUAUCAUAACAAAAGCUGUGCUGCCUGCAUAUUCUUUUGUGUGUUCCUUAAGCUUGAAGAUAAAUGGACACUUAGAGUAUUCAACUAUGGCAUUCGGAGUGCAAGACAACUUGAAAAAUAAUGUUAAAACAUUAUUAGAUAUAAAGUUACUUCAGUUCUUUGGAGUCUCUUUUCUGUCGUGCUUAGAUAUUUGGAAUCUUGAAAUUACAGAGGAACUAUUCUCAGGAAAUAAGGCACAUCUGAGUUUGUGGACUGCUCGCAUUUUCCCAGUUUGUUCUUCUUUGAGUGAAUCAGUUAUAACAUCCCUAAAGAUGUUAAAUGCUGUAAAGAACAAUUUACCAUUCAGCCUGAAUAGCUAUAAGUUGUUUUCAAUUGAAGAAAUGCUUGCCUACAAAGAUGUAGAAGACAUGGUAGCAUAUAGGGAGCAAAUUUUUCUAGACAUAAGUUUAAAAAGCAGUCCGAUUUAGAGAUAUCAUAAAUAUUGUAUAUUUUGCCCUUCUCUGAGGAAGAUUACAAAUACAGACAUUAUCUGUUGACAUUUUUGGGAGGAUUUAGUAAAGCAAAUUAGUGAAAACUGUAUUAAUUGCUGUACUAUUUUAACACAAAAAAUAGACCAUUUUGUUAUUGAAGAAUAUUUCAAGACUGUCUUAAGAAAACAAUUUUUUGGAUGUUUUUCUCUGUUGUAAUUUUUUUUAAAUAAGGAUGGAUAUGUGGAACACUCUUUUGUUUACAUCAUGAAUAGUAGUUUUAAAGGUAAUUUUAAACACUAGUCUCUUUAGAACUUUCCCAUCUUCUUUUGGACUUUGGUUCUAAUAAAGUUUUAAGUGUUAUUGGCAAUUUUCUCCCCAAAUAUAGUCCUAUUUUUAUAAAAUAAUAAAAAUGACACAUUACAGGGUAUUCCAAAUACUGUAGGAAUACUUUUUCAGAAACAAAUCCAUAGCUGACAAUUUCAGAUUAAAUCAAUGCUUAAUAUAUAGAGAUUAUUUUAAUUGAUAAAUAACUAGAUACAAGUUUUCUAAAAUUGAUGAGAAAUUGUCUUAUUGGUCUUAUCAAAAUGAAAUGAAAUAAAUAUUUUAUCCUUUUAUACUUGAACAUGUAUUAGUAUGUCUUAUAUCUUUUCUCUGAAAUUCCAUUCCAUAGGAAAACACAUGUGUGCUUACAUGCACAUAUACAUUCAUAAAAAUCAGUUAUCUGUGGGGAAGGUGGUAGGAAUAAUUGAGGUUCAUUGAUGGUCAUACAGUUUCACCAUGGACAUUACAUUCAUCUUCUCCUAACAAUCCUUUUAAUAGAACUGUUAAGUUACCAGGUGAACUGAUUUUACUUUCCAUUUUUAUUUUCUGUCCACAUAUUAGUGGUAAUGCUUUGAAGCAUUAAUUGGCCAAAAGGUAGACAGCAGGAGCAAGGCAAAAGAACAGAAAGCUGUGAUAGUACACAGAUGAUAAACAGCUUCAAGUAACUAAAAUUGGCUGGAAUCCCAGGCUAUAUAUUCCUAUUUUGAUAUAAGCACAUAAGUGAAAUGUCUAAUCAAAUUCUAAUAAGUAAUUACAUGAUAUGUCAGAGUUUUGUAUUCCAAAUUAAAUUGAAAUAAGAACCAGUUUUUCUCCAUUAAGAAUGAUGUUGGCUGUGGGAUUAGCAUACAUGUAUAAUUACAUGAAUGGUAUGAAUUUACAUCAUGUAUAACCAUAGAAACAAACAGAU